UGUUGUCCUGUUUUGAAGCCCCUCCGUCCUGGCAUCCUGCUGCAUCCCUCCACUCUCUUCUUCUUCCUUUCUUUCUUUCUUUCUCCUCCCUCCACAGCGGGACUCUUCCUCGACAGGCUCCUGUCAGGCCGGUGGCGUUCAGUCUUUUGGGAGCUCCGUAGAAGCCAGAAACCAUGCUGACGUUUUUGGCGCUGGCGUCGGUUGUCCUCCUGGGAAUAGUGCCUGAGCAGUCCCAGGCUAUCGUGAUUUACACCGGCUGGGAGCGCCAUGCCCUGUUGGGCUCCGACAUCCGGCUGUCCUGCUCCUUCUUCUCUUGGCGCUGGACCUCGGAGGACGUCACCUUCUCCUGGACGUACAGACCCGAUGGCUCCCGGGACAGCAUCUCUAUCUUCCACUAUACCGGCGGUGUUGCCUACGUCGACAACAAGGGUCCAUUCAGGGACAGGCUGGAGUUUGUGGGGAACCCUGGUCGCCGCGACGGCUCCAUCCUGCUCAAAAACCUGGAGUUCACCGACAACGGCACCUUCACCUGUGAUGCCAAGAACCCCCCUGACAUUGUGGGAAGACCGUCCAGCGUCCGCCUGCUGGUGUUUGAGAAAGUGCCCAUCCAGGCUGGCGUGAUCACAGGAGCCAUCAUUGGAGUGGUGCUGGGCCUGCUGGUGCUCAUUGUGGUCAUCUACUACCUGAUGAGGUUCCUGGUGGCGCGUCGCGUCUUCAGCCUCAGCGUCAGCAAACAUGGCAAGAAAAAGAAAGAGGGAUCACAGCAGAGACAGCUCUGGACACCGCCCCCUCUCACUUGCUACCCCCUCCCCUAAAAGGACUGUCUCGCUACCUCCUCACCCUUCUUUUUCUCUCUGCAUGUUUCACCCUUUCCUCCUCCAUGUCCACCUAAAUGUGCUCUUUUCUCCUCUUCACACAGCUCCACCCAUCCUGCUCUAACCCCAUCUCAUCCUCUCACCUCUAACACCAACCUCCGUCCUUCCUCCUCUUGCUGCCUUUCCUCCUGAAGUGACUCUCCUCCCCUGUUCUCCCCCCGACCCCCUCUCCCUCCUCCCCCACAGGGCCCCGUGCCUCCCGCCGACCCCUCCAAGGUGAAGGCGGCUGCCUCGGAAAAGAAGAAGCAGGAGUCACGCAAGGAUAAGAAAUAGGAUUCGGGGAGGGGCUGGGGCGGGCUUGCCGACUGGCUGCUCCAGCCCGUUCGCCAGGCGGUGGCGACAGCCCAGCCCAAGCAGCAGCAGCAACAGCAACAGCAGCAAACCAUAGUCAGGAAGACAGAGAGGGUUGGAGGAAGAGGCGGGGAGGAGGAGGGCAGGGUUCUGAUGACCAUUGAGCUGGAGCUGACCCGCAGAAAUGGGGAAGAGGGGCCUGGCGGCGAGGGAGGAGGAGGGCCAGGGAGGUCCAAACCGCUCAGUCUCCUCUCCCGCCUUGCCAAUCAGCUCACUUUAAAACAAUAGGAAGGCCGGGGGUGGGUGGGGGGAGGGCAUCAGGGAAGUCUGCCGAGGAGAUAGUGGGAGAGUUAAAACCACAAAGCUACUUUACGCCCACCACCAACCUGAGUCCCCUGAAUAAAUGAGUCAAAUCAUAUCUGCCCUUGUCACAGGCUGAUGAGUGUACACGUCGCUAUAUGGGUCCAGAUCUAAGAUGUCGUGAUAAUCUCUUACACCAGCCGGCACCCCGAGUACUUUUGUCAGGUCAUAAGAUAUGCCAUUUGAAGCGAGACCUUAAGACGGCUGGGUUUGAUAACAAAAUCUAAAAAGCGGCUCCCAGGGUUUUUGCCUUUCUGGUACCCUUUUAUUGUGAUCCUAUCCGCCGAAAAAGCCUUCUCCAAGUGCAUCCGAUACGCAUCGCGAAUCCCCAGCUGCGGGGACAAGCCAAUUUGCUUUUUCUCGGCAGCGACGUGUCAAAACUUUCUUCCUUCACUCUCAUCUUCAUCACCCCCCCCUUCUCCUAUCCUGUCUUCCUCCUUUCACUGUGAAUAUCCUGACUUUCUUGUUAAUUCAAAUUAAAGAAGUGAUUUAUAUGCUAACUGCUCUAUCCUGUUUCUCUUCCUUUCUCACUUCCCUUCCCUUUCUCUUCUUCCUCCUAUAGAUAAAGGUCUGACUUCUCCAUGACUGCCUCCACUCCUCUAGUCUGCUCCCUCCUUUUCUGCCCAGCCUGAUGCAACCCCCAUUAUUCCCCAUUAUCUCUACUCUUUCAAGACAGCACUGGCUAUAAGAAUAGUCCCUACUAUAUCAGUGGCAAGAUUGUCAAAUAAUUUUUACAACGCCUCAUCGGAGAUCCUGUAUGCACUCAUUGGGCAAACUGUAAAACUGUUAAAGGCCUAACUAUGCACAUAACUUCCUUAAGAGGAACCCGACAGACAUCCCUCUGUGUUUAGAGUCCCCUGAAUCUUUCAACCCCGUAAUGUUUAUGACUCAAUCACACACAGCGAGCAGAGCUGUGAGUGCACUCUGGACUUUAGAUAGAGAAAAAAAGAAAGCGAGACGACAGAGAGGGAGAGUGAUGGUGGGAGAGAAAUAUGAUUCCUGCUCUCGGCCAGCGCAGAUAGAGGUUCAAGCCCUCGAGCUCAGGGGUGAUUCAAUCCUCUCACAUUUGAGCUAAUGGAGGUUGUCGCCGUGUCCCUGCCCUGGCUAAAGGGUGCUAUUUCUGGCCCCUAUAAGAGUGUACAGGGCUUACUGUAACAGCUGCACAUUUUUCUGACGGCACGGGAAGUGGGGGAAGAAGAAGAGGCGAGCAGGGGCGAGUAUUGGCGGUGGUUGGUUUGUGCACGAGGCUGUUCGCUGUUGACUCGACGGCCGGCGACUGACGAACCUGGAAUGACGUCACGGCCCUCCGAGGGGCUGGCGGGCGCCCUCAGGAGCCCGACAUAAAGGGAGCUUACCGGGAAGAAGGUGCAGCUUCUGUGCUGUCAGAGUUAUUUUAGGUCCGGUUAAUCCGCUUGCACGUUUCUUCCUCGGCUAAUUAUUUUAGCUCGUGCUGGUAACAAGAUAUCUCUCCCUACAUCUCCCUCACUGCCUCCUCUGCUGUCUCCACUGCUCUGUUGUUCAUCUCUUCUCCUCCCAUCUUGGGGAAUCAUCUCCUUCCCCAAUUUUCACCCCCUCCGUCUCUUACGUCUCCUAUUUAUCUCGUCCUCUUCGUGCCGUCUAGUCACUCUGCACUGCAUUAUUCCCCCACAGAAAAGGCCUAUACACAAUCCACUCCACUCUUUAAGCCUCUCCUUAUCUGACUGCCAGGCCUACAGCUCAAUGCCCCUCUCUCUUUUCUGUCCUUCCUCCUUCUUCUCUUUUCUCAAAACUCGGUGGCGGACAUCUCUCUCUCUCUCCCCUCCCCUCCGUCUUCUCCAAUGAUCGACGAACGCCCUCUGGCUUGCCCUUCAAAUGCCACCUCCCCUUGAGGCAUGUCCCUUUGCCAGCCUUCCUUCCUUCCGUCCGUCCGUCCGUCCUUCUCCGGCCCUUUACUGUCUAGUUUCUGCUGGUUUGAAAGCCAAAACACUCUCCUCUGCCUCCAACUGGCAGAGGAAAGAAACACAUGGGCAGAAAAUCCGCCUUUAGUCCUCACUGAAGACGCCAAACGGAAACUUAUAAUCUAGCUAGCUCUUUUCCGGUCGCAAAAAAAUCCGAUGCAUGUUUUAUGUAUAUGUGUGUCUUGUUAAAGAGUGAUGAGAUUUGAUAUAAAGCAAAAAAAUUGAAAACAAGCAGUACGUCACCCUAAGUAAAGCAAAUAAUGUUUUUUUGGAAGAUAUUUUUUCACAUGUGCGCAAAAGAGAACACAUGGAGAACAUGUUCAUCAAGGCAGGAAAGAAAUGUAAUUGUAUUCUAUGGAAUAUGCUAUUAUAUUUCUGACCUUGUGUGUUAUGGAGGGUACUGUGUGGCCGUCUCUUUGGUUGUGUUUUUAUCCCGAGACGAAGGGGAAAUCGAGGUUGUAGCGCAGUGUCAGAGAGAAGAUGAGGGGUUGGAUAAUGGUUUAGUUAGUCUCAGAUUCAGCACAACGUGGCUGGGGAGAAAAAUAAACGGGUGAGGAAGGCACUUGCUGUGGGAGAAAGCUUUGGAGGAAGAGACUUAUCUGGCGUGUUAAGCCCAGCCAAAAAUCCAUAUGUAUCACUACAGAUAGAGGCAGCUCUUCCCCUUGAGCUUUCUUUUAAAGGUGCUCCUUCCCUCCAACCCUGAGCCAACAAUGGAUUGCGAUCUGCGAGCUUGAUAUGCAGGGUGGAUAGUGUAGACUUGAAUGUUCCUUUAAAAUUCAUAACAGGAAUGGAGGUGCUAAAAAAUCCACACUUUAUAACUGGAGAUCUGUUUCACUAGUCGCUGUUUAACUAUCCAGUCAGAUGGAUUAGUUAGAAUGUUUUCUUCUUUUUCCGCCAAAAAAAGCCACACAGACACCUGACAUAAGACAAACAGCAUUAAAAAGUUGCCUUUUAAAAGUGUUUUGUUUGUAUGUACGGUAUAUUGAACUGUAUUAGUCAUAGUUGCACGAUAACAUCCCUUCAUUUGAAAUGACUGGAGCUUCUUACAUUUUUUUACAUUUAUUUUAAUGCUUGUGAUAAUUUGACAUCACUAACUACUUUCGAUGACUCUGUAUAAUAUGUUGUAAAGAGAACGGAAAUAAAAAUAAAAGCGCAGCUGUUGUCGACAGAAGACAAGGUAAACCCA
Molecule: messenger RNA, 4649 nt
Organism: Amphiprion ocellaris (clown anemonefish)
Lineage: Eukaryota; Metazoa; Chordata; Actinopteri; Pomacentridae
Gene: mpz
Product: myelin protein zero
Exons: 6
Coding region: 174-815 (213 amino acids)
Biological process (GO): myelination
Cellular component (GO): membrane
Source: RefSeq, a predicted model, not a curated record